Molecule: messenger RNA, 2241 nt
Organism: Mandrillus leucophaeus (drill)
Lineage: Eukaryota; Metazoa; Chordata; Mammalia; Primates; Cercopithecidae
Gene: CXCL12
Product: chemokine (C-X-C motif) ligand 12
Exons: 11
Coding region: 1-1566 (521 amino acids)
Biological process (GO): chemokine-mediated signaling pathway; positive regulation of cell migration; induction of positive chemotaxis
Cellular component (GO): extracellular region; external side of plasma membrane
Molecular function (GO): CXCR chemokine receptor binding; chemokine activity
Source: RefSeq, a predicted model, not a curated record
AUGGGUGCCGCUCAGGCGCCUGCAGGAGGGGCGGCGGCCAGGCCUGAAGCACUGCUGCGCAGGAAUGGAGCUCGCCAGAGCUCUGGGAGCCGGGAGGGAGGCGCUGCCACCAGGGGGCGCCAGAGCCCCAGCGCUGCUGCUACGGAGCUCCGGAGCCCUCGCGGCCUCCUGUUUGACCGCCCCCGCCUAAUGGAGCCUCUGACCGCAGGCCUGGCGGGCCAGCCCACUCCCCGAUGGCCAGGACUCCCCAGGGCCAGGGACGUGUCCCCAGGGCAGGCCCCUGGAUGCACGCGGCGACUGACCCCACUCCGCUGGACGCUGUGCGGGGAAGGACACAGAGAGGUGGCCGGGGCAGCCCGCGGUCACAAAGAGAGGCCCAAAGGGGCGCUCUCCUCACCCCCGCGCCUCCUGGUUGAGAGGUCGGAGCUACAAAAGCUAUAUUCCCGUUUACUGACGGCCGCCGGCGCCUUCUGCUUUGUACAAGUGAGGAAACUGAGGCUCGGCUGGUGGCGCCAUGGGCUUGGAGUCCGAGCCACGCUGACUGCAAAGACCGGUCUCAUUCCCGCGGACCAAGCACCGCUAGCCGGGCAGGUUGCAAGCUUGAGCCCCCACGCACAGAAAGCAGGACCCCCUCGGCUGCCUUGGACCGCCGCCGCCAGCAGUCCCUCAGCCCCGGGAGCAAUUCGUUUGCUUUUCAUUGGUUCUCAUUCAGUUCCUGCCAUCGAAAGGCCCCAUCCUGCAGCUUUCCACGCGCUCCCCACUUUCCUCCUAAGGUCCUCAGUCUCUCCAGCGGGGCCCUGUCACAGGGACAACAAGCGGCCCUCCAGCCGGCGUCACCCAGGCUGCGGACCUCACUGCAGACCGGGCCUGCGCCGCGGGCUGUGCGGGCCCAGCGCGCCUCAGGCCCUUGACUGGGUUCGUGCAGACGCGGCCCCGGCGUCCUCGCUGGCCGUGGACUGCGCGCUGAUACUGGAAGGCUUUCUGAAAACUCCUGGAGCCAAGCUCACUGGGUCCCAAAUCCGGGGUACCAUCAGAGCCAGUCAGGAUUUUUGCCAGUACACGGAUUUACAUCCAGAACGGUUGGGAAACUUGGAAGGGCCCAAAAGAAAUCCAGGGAAACCUGGAGGCACAACACUCAGAGAGGAGCGUUUAGCUCCUCAGUUACCCAGGCUGCAGGCCGGGGCCCUGGUGGUGGUUUUCCCAGGGAAGCCCGUCAGCCUGAGCUACAGAUGCCCGUGCCGAUUCUUCGAAAGCCAUGUUGCCAGAGCCAACGUCAAGCAUCUCAAAAUUCUCAACACUCCGAACUGUGCCCUUCAGAUUGUAGCUCGGCUGAAGAACAACAACAGACAAGUGUGCAUUGACCCGAAGCUAAAGUGGAUUCAGGAGUACCUGGAGAAAGCUUUAAACAACCUGAUCAGCGCCGCACCAGCCGGGAAGAGGGUGAUCGCUGGGGCUCAUGCCCUGCAUCCCUCUCCUCCCAGGGCCUGCUCCCCAGCUCGGGCCCUCUGUGAGAUCUAUCUUUGGCCUCCUCCCGAAUGGAGCUGGCCCUGUCCUGGGGAUGUGUGAUGGUCCCCCUGCUUACCCACAAAAGACAAGUCUUUACAGAAUCAAACGCAAUUUUAAAUCUGAGAGCUCGCUUUGAGCGAUUUGGUUUUGUGAUUGCCUCUGAAGCCUAUGUAUGCCAUGGAGGCACUACAAACUCUGAGGUUUCUGAAAUCAGAAGUGAAAAAAUCAAUGAAUAAACCAGCAUCUUGCCACUGCCCGCCCCUGAAGCCACAGCAGGGUUUCAGGUUCCAAUCAGAACUGUUGGCAAGAUGACAUUUCCAUGCAUAAAUGCGAUCCACAGAUGGUCCUGGUGUUAUUUGUAACUUUUUGCAAGGCAUUUUUAUAUAUAUUUUUGUGCACAUUUUUUUUUAUGUUUCUUUAGAAAACAAAUGUAUUUCAGAAUAUAUUUAUAGUCGAACAAUUCAUAUAUUUGAAGUGGAGCCAUAUGAAUGUCAGUAGUUUAUACUUCUCUAUUAUCUCAAACUACUGGCAAUUUGUAAAGAAAUAUAUAUGAUAUAUAAAUGUGAUUGCAGCUUUUCAAUGUUAGCCACAGUGUAUUUUUUCACUUGUACUAAAAUUGUAUCAAAUGUGACAUUAUAUGCACUAGCAAUAAAAUGCUAAUUGUUUCAUGGUAUAAACCUCCUACUGUAUGUGGGAAUUUCUUUACCUGAAAUAAAAUUCAUUAGUUGUUAGUGA